Scatophagus argus is the source of this 2107-nucleotide messenger RNA. It is a transcript of the gene pgm3, whose product is annotated as phosphoglucomutase 3. The coding region runs from base 150 to 1790 and encodes 546 amino acids. The transcript has 13 exons. The record is from RefSeq and is a predicted model, not a curated record. Gene Ontology annotation, biological process: hemopoiesis; UDP-N-acetylglucosamine biosynthetic process; carbohydrate metabolic process. NCBI's taxonomy places the organism in Eukaryota, Metazoa, Chordata, Actinopteri, Scatophagidae. Gene Ontology annotation, molecular function: phosphoacetylglucosamine mutase activity; magnesium ion binding.
AAAAGCGCACUGAUAGGCUCAAUGAGUGUACGUGCAUCACGUGACAUACCCGGAACUACAGCCACGUCGUCAAUGAGAGAAGGAACUGGAGAAAGAGGAAGCGUUUCAUUGACUGCACUUCACUACUUUUAUUACCCAGAAAACAAGACAUGAUGGCUCAGUUCCAGGAGGUGUCAAAGCAGUCCAGUCUGCACCCAAAGCCUCCAGGGUUAAAUUUGCAAUAUGGCACUGCUGGUUUUAGGACAAAUGCCAAACACCUGGACCACAUCAUGUUCAGGAUGGGACUGCUGGCCACUCUUCGCUCCAAAAAGACCAAAGCCACCAUUGGAUUAAUGGUCACUGCGUCACACAAUCCAGAGGAGGACAAUGGUGUGAAGCUGAUUGACCCCAUGGGGGAGAUGGUGAAACCGACAUGGGAGGGCUACGCCACACAGCUGGCUAACGCAGAGCAGGAAGAUUUGCUCAGUGCUCUGAAGGAUGUUAUAGAGAAGGAAUCCAUAAACAUGAGCCAGGAGGCUAACGUGUUUGUGGGCAAAGACACCAGAAGCAGCAGUGCAAGCCUUUCACAGGCAGCAUUGGAUGGAAUAUCUGCACUUGGUGGUCACAGCAAAGACUAUGGUUUGGUGACCACCCCGCAGCUCCACUACAUGGUUUGCUGUCAGAACACACAGGGUGAAUAUGGAGAAGCCACAGUGGAAGGAUACUAUAAGAAACUCUGCCAAGCUUUCAUUCAGCUCACAAAGAAUGCGUCCAAUUGCACAGAUGACCAGAAACAUCUUUCAGUGGACGGUGCUAAUGGUAUUGGGGCUCUAAAACUGCGUGAGAUGGAGAGCUACCUGAAGAAAGAGCUGCAUAUAUCACUGUUCAACGACGGCAGUAAAGGAAAGCUCAACCACCAGUGUGGGGCUGACUUUGUCAAAGUGCAGCAAAAGGCUCCCACAGGCAUUGAGAUUAACCCAGGGGAGCGUGGCUGCUCUUUUGAUGGCGACGCUGACCGAAUAGUUUACUACUACACAGACUCUGAAGGGCAGUUUCACCUGCUGGAUGGAGACAAAAUCGCUACUCUCAUCAGCACUUUCCUUAAAGAGUCUCUCACACAGGCUGGUUUAGACUUGAAGAUAGCGGUGGUACAAACCGCUUAUGCUAAUGGAAGCUCAACACACUAUCUGGAAGACACUAUGAAGGUAAUAGUGAGGUGUGCUAAAACUGGAGUGAAGCAUCUUCAUCACGCAGCCCAGGAGUUUGACAUUGGAGUAUAUUUCGAGGCCAAUGGUCAUGGAACUGUGUUGUUCAGUAAGGCGGCUGAAGAGAAGAUCCAGCAGCUAGCAGAGGACCCCAGCACCGACGAUGAGAGGAAGAGAGUGGCUCUCCUUCUGCAGAACACUGUGAACGUCAUCAACCAGACUGUAGGUGAUGCCAUUUCUGAUAUGCUGCUGAUUGAAGCCAUAUUAGCCAUCAAGAGUAUGACUAUCCAGCAGUGGGAUGCCAUCUACAGCGACCUGCCCAACAGGCAACUCAAAGUCAAGGUGUCAGACCGCAGGGUUAUUGACACAACAGAUGCAGAGAGACGGGCAGUGAGCCCAGCAGGACUACAGGAGGCCAUCGACAAUUUAGUGAAGAAGUACAAACAAGCCCGCUCCUUUGUGAGACCCUCUGGCACCGAGGAUGUGGUGAGGGUUUACGCUGAGGCAGAAACACAGGAGAGCGCUGAUGCCCUGGCACAUGAAGUCAGCCUUGCAGUGUAUCGUCUGGCUGGGGGAGUUGGGGGUGAACCCAAACCAUUGCACUAGAAACACAAAUCCACACGGCACUGACAAAUUAAUCUGUGAUAUUUUAAUGCAAUCCCAGUUGAUAGCAUCAUUUUCUAAAGUUGGAAUUUAUCAAAAUUGCUUCUUCCAGUGAGGUGCCACAUGAUUUUGUACUUUUAUUUGCACUUGGUACUCUAAUUUUCUAUUUCUUUGUAUUUGUCUGUUGUUGUCAAGAUUACAUCUCAUGUGCCAUACAUGAGAUUUAAUGCUACUCUUGGCUUGGUGUGGUAUCUUAAACAGGCUAUUAUGUGCCUAACAUUAAGGGUUUCUAUGUAAUGUAAAUAAACUAAUUUACUGGA